AUUGGGUUGAUGUUGCCAAUGAACUUUUAAGGAGCUGUCACAUAAACCUGCACAUCAAGCAUCUCUCAGAAUGUGGUGCUGAUGUGUUUGUUCGCCUUUAUGAGUCAGUCUUGGGAGAGAAAGUACCAGAUUUCAUAGCUACUCCUAGGAGCCAAGAGGAUGAUGCACAUAAUGUCCAAGCAGUAAUAGACUCUCUGGCACUGGACUAUUUGCAGGUCAGCUUGUCUCACAUCACAGGUGAGAAUAUUGUGAAAGGAGAAAGAGAAUCUAUCAAAAACCUCCUGGAAAUAUUUGAUGGUUUGUUGGAGUAUCUUACAGAAGAAGCCAGUGAAUCCUCUCAGAAUGGAGCUGAGGCAAAUGUGCUGCCCAAGAUUGAAAUUCAGACUGUGCCCCAAGAGCAGCUGGAAAGCAAUGCUGGUCAGCCCACACAGCCUGCAAUGUUCUCAGCAGCUGCAGGGAGAAAAUAUUCUGACUGGGACCUAACUUGUGAUGCAGAUGGCUCAGAAUCUACCAGUGAGUUAAUUAGACUUGGAGACACUGCUCAUUCCUUUUCCAGGAGAGAGGGAGAAUUUCAGUUGCCUGAACUGUUACCAGCAGAAAAGGAUGACAGGGUGGAAGAGUCUAAAAGCUCAGAGGCUAUAACAACAGUGCCCAGAGAGUUCUGUGGGACUGGACAGGUGGCUGUAAAGGGAAAGGAAGAUGGAUCGAUGGAGUCUGUUCCUGCUGCUGAGCCUCAGGCAGAGGGUUUGGGUGUCUGUGCCACAAAGCUGGGGGAGCCAAUCCAGCAAGCUGUUCCCUUGCUGCCCCCGUUCCAGCCUGCUGGGGCCAGACCUCACCGCCCUGCAGGGAGAGUUCAGCCCAGCUCAGCCAGCCUGGCAGCAGCUUUGGCUGGCAGUCACCGAGUGGAAAUUCCUACUCUUGAAAAGCCACUUACCCAGAAGCCUGAAGGUGUUUCUGGUAGUCUUCCUCUGUCAAGAAAGAUCCCUGUGGGAGACAAGGUGGGACCAAAUGAUGCCAAGGACAAUGUGACAAAGGUUCCCCUGCUGUAUGAGCCUUCUACAUCUGCUUCCUCCUCACGUGAACAACUCUCACUACAUGCCAAACAAGCAACACAAACUCCAAGACCUGACUCCAGGUACCUGCCUAGAAAGACAAGAUAUGAAAAUUCUACCACAGCUUCCCUUGAAGCUCCACUUUGCCACAGAACAACAGAAAUGCUUCCUGAGCAAGAGCUUCAUGAAGUGUCAGGAAAGCUGUCUCACAGGCUGAAGGAGCUAGAUCUGCUGCUGAGGAGAGCGUUGGGUGAGCACAGCAGGGAACAGGAGCUGCCAGAGGAAGACACUCUGUCUCAGCACAGUGACAGUGUCACGCACCUUCGCCGCAGGACAGCUCAGAGAGACAUGUCACAUCUGAGGUGUCCAGGCAGGCCACGAUCCCUUUCUCCACCCUCACCCUCAUCUCAGCAUCAGGAAGAUAAACCCUGUGGUAGUGGAACAGGCCAGAUAAGGACAACUCGCAGCCAGUUGCAAAAGGAAAGGGAUGAAAGAACAAGAGAAACAAAGAUGGUCACUAAAUCUUAUGAAGAUGCACUAAGAAUUUAUGAAGCUAGGGAGAGGCUUAGGCUCUCCAAGCUCAGAGAAGUCAUCAGGGAAACGGAACAAGAAUACAAAGAAAACGUCUUUAAAGAACCUCCAAAAAAGCCUCAGCCAGUGAAAGUUUAUUCUAGAAAAACCACACCUUGGAAUCCCAAACACAGCCAGUGGAUUCCAAAACGAGGGACUGUGAAGCCAAAGAAAGCAGCUCCAAUGAAAGUGAGAGACAAUGACCUCCUCAUGCAGCUACUGGAAGAGUUUCCCCACCUGCACAUUUCCCACCGUGCUCUGAAUAAAAUGUGGCAGCAGCAACUUGCACACACUGAACAGCUUAAGGCAGCUGCUGGCAGAGCUAGACCAACACUGCAAAAUGAGGUUCAACAAGCCUUGAAGAAGCAUGAGCUGCUUGCUGCCAUAAUUAAAAAAGAUCAAGACCGUAACAAGAGACUGCAGGAGUUCCAGCAGCGCAUCCAGCGCCAGAGGUGGGCUCAGAGCAGGCUGAGGGAGAAGCAGCAGCAGAUUGCUCGAGCCAAGAGGUACUACGAGGAUUACAGAGUUCAGCUGCGCGCGAAGCUGCUGAGGGCACGGACACGGGAGGAGAGGAUAUUUAAAAACUUAUUUGAAGAAGGCUUAGAAAUUCAGAAGCAAAGACUGAAGGACAUGAGAGCAUAUGCCCAAGAGAAACGUGAUGAGCAACGGAGAGAGCACCAGAACGAGCUGGAAUCCCUGGAGAACUACUACAAGGAUCAGUUUUCCAUGCUAGCAGAAGCUUUAGCUCAAGAAUUCCAAGAAAUCCAAACCAGGGAGAAAGCACAGGCUCAAAUGCUCCAGAAAUCCAAGAGAGAGCUGAGAUCCAAGAUGGAAAAGGAAAUCCAGCAGCUGCAGGCAGCAAUCAUGCAGAGUGCUGAUGACACCUUUUUUCAGGAGCUAGAAGCAGACAGACUGAGAUCUAGGCUUCAGAUGGCUUCCUUCCAGUACAGCCAGAGCCCUUUCUGUUAG
This is a messenger RNA of Acanthisitta chloris (rifleman), 2591 nucleotides long. It is a transcript of the gene CEP95, whose product is annotated as centrosomal protein 95kDa. Gene Ontology annotation, cellular component: spindle pole; centrosome. The annotation marks the transcript as partial. The record is from RefSeq and is a predicted model, not a curated record. The transcript is spliced from 21 exons. Lineage: Eukaryota; Metazoa; Chordata; Aves; Passeriformes; Acanthisittidae.